Saccostrea cuccullata (small rock oyster) is the source of this 1480-nucleotide messenger RNA. RefSeq lists its product as uncharacterized. The transcript has 9 exons. Gene Ontology annotation, biological process: magnesium ion homeostasis. NCBI's taxonomy places the organism in Eukaryota, Metazoa, Mollusca, Bivalvia, Ostreida, Ostreidae. The coding region runs from base 49 to 1401 and encodes 450 amino acids. The record is from RefSeq and is a predicted model, not a curated record.
UAUGAGUUGAUGUAAACAGAGCACGGACCACCACCCUGUACCGAUGUCAUGACUAACAUAACGUGUCAAUUGCUUCAUAACAAAAUUAAUUGCAAUGGCACGAUAUUCGUGGAAGAAGAAGAACCACUCACAUACACCGAUGAAUGGUUCUGGAUUUACCUGGGCAUUUACGUGGGUCUUGUGCUGCUUGCAGGUCUGAUGUCAGGGUUAACUAUGGGUCUUCUCUCUCUGGAUCUGAUGACCCUUAAAAUAAUGAAGGAUGGGGGAACCCCAAAACAACAGAGACAGGCCAAGAAGAUCCUCCCCAUCGUAAAGAGACACCACCUUCUCCUUGUCACAUUACUGCUGGCUAACGCCGCCGCGGUGGAGGCCAUGCCAAUCUUCUUAGACAGAAUCUCUAGUCCCGUGAUAGCCAUUCUUGUUUCUGUCACUGCUGUACUUAUAUUUGGAGAGGUUGUUCCACAAGCAAUAUGUACCAGAUUUGGACUGGCCAUUGGAGCGACAUUAGCCCCCAUUGUUUACCUGCUGAUGGCCCUCCUAUUUAUAAUAGCCUGGCCACUGUCCAAGCUCUUAGACUGUGUUCUGGGUGAGGACCACGGGACUUUCUUCCGUCGAGCCCAGCUCAAAGUUCUGGUAGAUCUGCAUGGUCCUAACUCUGAAGCCAAUGUACACCACACACAGGAUGAGGAUGAUGAUGAACCUCUGUCCAUUGACGAAGUUCUAAUAAUUAAGGGUGCCCUUGACAUGAAGAAUAAAACUGUGAAGGAUGCCAUGUUGCCGCUUUGUGAUGUGUUUAUGGUUGAUGCAGAUGCAGUGAUGGACAAAGCUACUAUGUGCAAGAUUCUCCAUCAGGCUCACUCAAGAGUUCCUGUGUAUGAACAUGAUGCAAGUAAUGUGGUAGGUCUCCUGCUGGUAAAAAACUACAUCAUGUUAAACCCAGAGGAUAAGACCCCAGUCCGAGACCUACUGAAGAAUGAAUGCACGACAAACCUGAUGCAUGUCAAUGAUGACUUGCCACUCUAUGAUCUAUUAAAUAUGUUCCAAACAGGAAAAAGUCACUUAGCAUUUGUGAGAAAACACACAGAAAUAACAGAGACAGUUGAAGGUUAUGAAGUGGAAUUUCUGCCAGAGACAAAUGAGAUCAUUGGAAUAAUAACCUUGGAAGACGUGAUCGAAGAAUUAAUUCAGGAGGAGAUAAUUGACGAGACAGAUGUUUACAUAGAUAUCCACCAAAGAAUUCAGGUCGCCAGGGCAAAGGCCAGGAGAAAUAUGCUUAAUCGACUUCACUCCCUCGAACAUGACAGGAGUAAUCUCCCUUCUGCCAGUAACCCAACUGAGUUAGAUGAUUUAGUGAGUGGUGACUUAUAUAUGGUCUCUGUUGUCUCCCUUGAUCUCCAGUAGCUUUAUAGCAUGAUGUCAGUUAUAAUUUGAUGUUUUGUUUAUACUUAGAAAGCAUAAGCUUAUAAAUCUCUAUGAAUCU